Molecule: messenger RNA, 1425 nt
Organism: Saccharomycodes ludwigii
Lineage: Eukaryota; Fungi; Ascomycota; Saccharomycetes; Saccharomycodales; Saccharomycodaceae
Product: UBX domain-containing protein
Exons: 1
Coding region: 1-1425 (474 amino acids)
Molecular function (GO): protein binding
Source: RefSeq, a predicted model, not a curated record
AUGGAAAGAUUACAUUAUCUAUUUGAGACCUCAGUUGAAACAGCAGUUAAAAAGUCUCUAGAAAGUAAUAAGCCCUUGAUUGUUUAUAGCACUGAUGAUAAUGAUGAUCAAUGGUUAUUAAGUUGGCUAAAUGAAGAUUUACUUGAUCUCAUUGCUAAAGAUUCGAUUUUGUUAAAACUGUUCAAGGAUUCUGUACAGUUUGGUUAUUUCCAGCAAAUAGCUCCUAAUGUUACUGUGCCUAGUGUUUGUUGUAUAUUUGGUGGAAAUAUCACUGAAGUUUUACUCAAAGAUCAAGAUGGUUUGGGUGAAAGAUUAAGGAAAUGUAUAAAUACAAUUAAAGAUACACAAGCUGUGCAAAGCCCAAACACAGCAACUUCUGCCACAGUUGGUACUGAUGUAAACCAAUCUCCACCAGUAGAUACACGUAUAAACCGGUCUUUGCAACAAAGUACAUCAAUAACACCCGAUGGAAUUGUUGAACCUGAAAUAUUAAAUGAUUCCAUUAAACCAUCCAAUCAAUCUACUACAUCGUCCUCAGCGCCAAUUGCACAGUUGUCUAACGAAGAGAAAAAGUACAGACAAAAAGUUAUUAACGAACAGAAUAAAAUUAAAGAAGAAAAACUGAGAAUUAAACGUUUGUUAAAGCAAGAUAAAGAAGAACGUGAAUCUUAUGAACGUGAAAUGUUAAGAUCUAACAAUAUGAAUAAAAACGGAGAAGGUGAAAAUGCUCCAGUAGAAGUUAAAGAUAAGAUUAAAGGCUCAGCAGUUCAUAAAGAAAAGUGUGCCUUGCUUUUGAGAUUAACAAAUGGGAAUACUCUAACACAUGAAUUUAACUCGCAAGAAACAUUGAACGAUGUCAGAAAAUGGGUUGAUAUCAAUAGAACAGAUGGCGACGUUCCAUAUUCUUUUCAUAGGAACAUACCUAGGGUGACAUUUGGUGAUGCCGAUGAACUUAAAAGUUUGCAAGCUUUAGAGCUACCACCAAGGUCUGCUUUGAUUUUACAACCAUUCUCGAUAGAAGAAAAAAACAUAGCCCAUGUGCAAUCAAAAAAUCCAGGACUAUUAUACAAAGUAUAUAGGGGGGUUUCUUCUUGGUGGUCUAAAGAUUCAACUGAGAAAGACCUUUCUAAUGAUAAUCCUAAUGACAAUAUUUCUGCCAUUUCUAAUAACAGUAAUUUUAUAAACGAUGUUGUGGACAAUCACCAGCCAUAUGAUGUAACUCAUUCACCUGCUUCCUCCACAUAUCUUUCACCCAGACAAUCGUUUUAUUCAACAGUAAAUAAUGAAUCCCAAUUGUCUGUAACAAGUGGUUCAACACCAAAUGUUUACCAUUUUUUAACACAAAAUGAAAAUGUAAAUGAUGACGAAAGAAGCACUUAUAAUGGUAAUAACGUCAACUUAAAGGAUGAUAAAGCUAAGGAUUGA